Molecule: messenger RNA, 1024 nt
Organism: Notodromas monacha
Lineage: Eukaryota; Metazoa; Arthropoda; Ostracoda; Podocopida; Cyprididae
Source: the annotation of a GenBank genome assembly
UUUUUUGCGUUUUAGGUGCCAAAAUUCGAUUCGGAAAUUUUUUGAAGUGAAGAUCCAUGGCCACGACAAUUUCCAUUCGCGAUGAAUGGGAUAACUACGCGGCUUCUGGAAAUAAACCCGCGCAAACGAGUACAUUUUCAUCAUUCCUCAAUGUCUUCAAGUCCUCUGGUGCAGGGGAUGGAGACAAGGAUCCUCUUGUGGACAAUCUGAGUCUGAACGAAGCUUCAUCGGAUAGUGAAUCGUGUUUUCCUUCAUUGACUCGCGUGCAGAGGUUCAUGGGAUUUUUCGCGUGUUUGUUCAUUGGGAUGCUGUUCUUCGUGCUUGCUUCUUUGUACUUGCCGGUGCUUCUGCUCAAAGCGAGAAAGUUCUCGGUACUUUUCACCUUCGGCAGCCUUUUCAUCAUGGGCAGCUUUUCGUUUCUCAUUGGUCCGUGGAACCAUCUUACAUCACUGGUCAAGAAAGAAACGCUCCCGUUUUCCGGAGCUUACGUCGGAACACUCAUCGCCACUCUGUACUCCGCCUUGUCAAUUCAAAGCACCAUUCUGACGGUGAUUUUCGCCUUUGCUCAAGUCAUGGCGUUGUUGUGGUUCAUCAUGCAUCACAUUCCCGGUGGCGAGACUGGCAUGAAGUUCAUGACAAAGUUGUUCUCCACGGCAGUGGUUAAGUCUCUGCCAAUUUGAAUGCCAAAAGAAUCUUGUGCCGUGUGAAGUGUCGGGAGCCUGGUUGUGUCUGCUGUUGUUUUCUGCAUUGCACGUUUGGUUUCGGGGUAGACAUUUUUUCAGUGUGGUGGGUUGAUGCAAGCAGGAUGUCCUUCGUGUCCAGUGUGAUGAUGAUGAUUUAUUGGAGAAGUUAGCGAGGUUCUCCUGGGUAGAUUUGAACGGAGCGAAGAGGUGCAUGGACUUGGACAGGCGUGUGUAUUCUUAUAAAUUUUGCGAGCUCAGAUCAGAGCGUAUUUUUUUGAAAAAGUUUGAUCGUUGCACGCAUGUUGAUGUGGAAGAUAAAAUUCCACGUUGUGAUAUUGUUA